GUAUGUUAGCAAGUCAAACUGAUAGUAAGCAUCUGGCUCCACUUCUUGAAUUUAUUCGCUAUUUAAGAAACUUGAGGACACAUGUGGAGGGUCGUCUCCCUAGGCGUCUUAAUGGGCCCUCCCAAUUUACAAGUUUACCUUUCCCCCGCUUGUCCUUUUCUUUGAAAGAGGACAAGCUUGAAGGGGAAUCCUCCCAAUAUGUGGAUGACUUUUCUGAAGGGAAUAUACAGUCCCCUGAAAUUGAAGCAAAAUCGAAUUCAACUUCGGUGGCUCCGUCAGAAGAGGAUGAGAAAGAAAUUCAACCACUGAAGCGUAUGCGCAUUAAGGAGGAACCGAGUGGUUUUGUUUUGCUUGAGUCCUCAUGUCUUCCUAUGGAAUAUCAGCUCAUGUCGAAGGGUACACAAAAAGGAGUGUAUAUGGCAAAAUUUGUUGACCUAGACCUUUCGGUUUAUGGCUUAACUCCUCUUAAAGUGGCUGAUAGGGUUGACAAAAAGUUUGCAAAACUAGCUAUGGGGGAAAGGUGUUGUUAUCUACUGUUGGGAACAUCUCUUAUCGUUACGGGUGUAAUCGUAGCCGUUGAUAUUAAAGAAGAAAAAAUGCAGGUAUCACCAGAUCGUGGACUGAAUACAGAUGUUGAAUGGAUCGAAAUGUUUCGUUUAUAUGAAAUUCCGGUUGAUCUAGAAUCUGUUCAACGUUCAGUAACAGCGCACAUAAAGAAAACUAUGGAUAAUGCUCUUUCUGAAUCUAAGAGCUGAGGCCGUUUAGAUCUCCACUAGUGUAUCAGUUUGUUGAUAUAUAUGUUUUUUCUGUUUAGUUAUGUAUUUCCUUUUCGAGUA
Molecule: messenger RNA, 836 nt
Organism: Phytomonas sp. EM1
Lineage: Eukaryota; Euglenozoa; Kinetoplastea; Trypanosomatida; Trypanosomatidae
Source: the annotation of a GenBank genome assembly